Effrenium voratum is the source of this 1277-nucleotide messenger RNA. The record is from the annotation of a GenBank genome assembly. NCBI's taxonomy places the organism in Eukaryota, Dinophyceae, Suessiales, Symbiodiniaceae.
CAGCCGAGAGCGGCGCUUUGCCCAUCGGCCAAGCGGUCCGGUGCCCGGGUGGCGGUUUACUCGACCCUCGGAUGCCAUGCUGCGUCUCUGCGUAGCUCUGUGUGCAGGGCACGCCGUAGGCACAAGCUGCCGGGCCGUGGAGCUGGAUGUGGAGUCCGUGCAGUUGAACCUCCUCCAGGCAGCGGCAGCGAGGGGGCGGCCGCUGCGCGAGGUCCCAACACCAUCUGUGGUGGGGAGGACGGCAAAUGUGGGCCUAGUGGCGAUCAUGGAGAAGGCCAACGCCGGGGAGUGGAGCUUGUACAAGGAGGUGGUUCAGGAGAACGCCGGAGGCGGUGCCUUGCAGGCAGUGCUAUUCGCUGGAAUUUUCUUAGUGUCCGUCUUCGGUCUGUACUGGAUGGCCUACGGCUACGGCGACGACAAGCAUGAUGGCCGGGCGCGGCUCUUUGAAAGCAAGCCGCCUGCGGGAGGGCUGCUGUCGGGCAGGCAGAUGUACCCGGCCAUGAGCCAGCGGCCCACCCUGGACCCGGGCUCCAUGCGCUCUUUGGCGCCCAGCAGCUCCAUGAUGCGGCCCCGGCGCUCAUCAGGAGACAACUGGUACCCCGAGCUGCCGACCAUCUACCCGCCUUUGGUGAUCCCGGCGGCGCACACGCGGCUGGCGGUGCCGGUGGCGCCCUUGGUGCACGACCAGUUCGAGGUGGACGUGCUGGGCCUUUCAGGCGUGCCGCUGUUGACGGCCGCCUUGGUGCAGGAAAACGGACUGCGCAAGGUGCAGAUCUCCCUCCACUCCGCUGGUACCCUGCUGGCCAUCGUCACCAACGCGAAGGAAGUCUACGGCAGCGAUGGAACACAUUUUGGCACCCUGGUCAAGGACGAGCCCAACAGCCUGCAGCAGACGCUCCGCGACCGCGCUGGGCGGCCCUUGCUGGCCGUGAGCACGCGUCAGGACCAUAGGGACUAUAAGAUGACGUCCAUUUCGGGAGGCCGUGUCGUUGAAAGAGCCACUGCAGUGUGGCGGCCCAAGGGCAAGCUGCCAGCUGACCACUACGAGGUGGUGGCGAAUCCCAAUGUGGAUGCCGUCUUGGUGCUGGCCUGUUUCCUCGCCGCCAUCGUCUUCAAGCCUUCCCCUCAGUCGCCGGCCGGCAGUGCAGGUCCCGCCGCUAUGCCGCGGCCCACGGACGCCAACCUCACUGGCCGCUACUGGGGUUACAGAGAGGACUGAGCCGGCCACGUUCUUUUUCCGUGACCAUUCAGCAGAAGUGGGCUAGGGCUUCCGCACA